AUGCAAGAACCUCCAUCAUCGUCAUCAGAAGGAAGUGAUAAUUCAUCUACAUCAGCAAAACCGAAAGUCAUUGAAUUGGCUAAUAUUAAAAUACAACAUCAACGCCAACCUCAUGUUGAAGUAGUGGAAAAUUCACCUUUAAAAACACCAACAGUCAAAUAUAACGUCGACGAUGAGGAUAGUGAUGAUGAAGAAGUUGUACAACAAUCAAGAGGCAGAGUUGCCGAACAUCAAAGUCUAUUAAAUGGGGAAACGGAACGUGAACAUCUCGGAGUCACAAAUCUAGAUGCCUUCUUUCAACAAGUUUAUGUAUACUUCUAUGAAAAAGGCUUUUGGUGCAUGUUGGUAGAUAGAUGUCUACGAUUAUGUACUGUAUUUUUCAUGAUGAUAUUCUCAACUUUCCUAUUUGUAUUUCUAAAUUGGUAUGAUAUGUGGCAUUGUCAGGAUGUUGCUUGUAAAACAGUUCCAGUUUUUCGUAAAAAUGUUUGGACAAUGAAUGCCUUCCAUAUUGUUGUCCUCUUAUUUGAAUUCGUUGUUUGUUUUUAUUGGAUGUAUUUACUUGUAAAAUAUCUGAGGGAUUUAUUGGGAAUGUUAUCAAUCAAACACUUUUUCAAUACUGAACUUAAUAUAACUGAGAAGGAUAUUCAAACUAUUCAAUGGGUUGAAGUUGUAGAAAAGAUUAUUGAAUUCCAAAAUAAGAAAAAGAUUAAUAUUAUCAAAAACGUAGACGAAUUCGAUAUUUUAAACCGUAUUAUGAGAAAAGAAAAUUACUUGAUAUCAUUCAUCAAUAAGGAUGUUAUGAAUCUAACACUUCCAUUCUCUCAGAAAACUUAUCUCUCUGAAAUUAUUGUUUAUAACUUGAGAAUUGUUGUAGAUAACAUGUUCGAUAGCGAAUUCAAAAUUAAUGAGGCCUUUGUAAAAAACCCAAAUGCUCUCAGAGCUUUCUUUGUAAAAUUGGGUCUCAUUAAUUUAUUACUCGCACCAUUUUUACUUAUAUAUAUUAUUUUGUACACUUCAUUUAAAUACUUAGCCGAGCUCAAAAACGAUCCAAAGAAAGCACUUGGAAGAAGGUGGUCAUUAUAUUCCACAUUCAAAUUCAGAGAGUAUCAUGAACUUGCUCAUGAAUAUGAGAGAAGACUAAAGGAAGGCUAUGGCCCAUCUAUUGAUUAUUUAAAUCAAUUCCCUAAUGUCUUACUUUCUAUUGUUGCUAAUAGAGCAAUGUUUUUUAUAUCAGCAAUAGCCGGAGUAAUAAUUGUACUUUCAUACUUGAAUAACUCACUUACUCUUUAUUUGACAGUAUUUAAUCAAAACUUAUUGACUUGGUUGACAACUUUAUUAUUGGGUUGGGCAUUUGCUAAGGGAUUUGUAAUUGACGAACAUGCCGUUUUCAAUCCAAAACAAAAGCUAGAUGAUGUUUGUGAAAUUUUACACCACCACGAUCUUAAAUGGAAGGGUAAAGGUCACCAUCACGAUGUGAGAGAUGACUUUGUUGCCCAUUUCAUUCCUAGCUAUUCCUACUUCUUGAAUGAAAUUGUCAGUGUAUUUGUAACACCUAUUAUCCUCAUUAUUUCAUUACCAAGAAGUGCAGAGAGAAUAUCCUCCUUUGUUGAUCAAAUCACUGUUGAUUAUCAUGGAUUAGGACAUAUUUGUGGUCAUGCUGCAUUCAAAUUUAAUGAAUUUGGUAAUGAUAUGUACGGUAGUCAAACUCUUGGAGGUACCAAGCAUGCUGCUUCUGAGCAUGGUAAAAUGGAGUUAUCAUAUCUCAGCUUUGUGAAUAGAUAUCCAAACUACAAACCAAAGGAUGACAAUGGAGAAAAGGCAUUUAUCAAUAACCUUAAUCAAUCUAUUCUUGCAAAGAAGGAAACCAUUAAGGAACAACAACAGCAAGUAGAGCAACCUCCUGUUCAACAACAAGCUGCCAAAUUCUCUCCAGUUGUCAUAGUGCAACCACCAAGAGAAAAUACUCUUCGUCCUCCUGUACAAAAUGAUCUCUCUGAGUCUAGACUUCUUUUCAAUAUGUUGGAAAGUCAAUAUCAAAUUAGAAUGGACCAAUCUAUGAAUCAGUCAACCUGGAGAAGAAAAUAAACAAAUGAUUUAUUCC
Messenger RNA from Naegleria gruberi, 2101 nucleotides. Its product is annotated as autophagy 9. Lineage: Eukaryota; Heterolobosea; Eutetramitea; Acrasida; Naegleriidae. The transcript is spliced from 4 exons. The coding region runs from base 1 to 2085 and encodes 694 amino acids. Gene Ontology annotation, biological process: protein localization to phagophore assembly site; autophagy of mitochondrion. The record is from RefSeq and is a predicted model, not a curated record. Gene Ontology annotation, cellular component: autophagosome; phagophore assembly site.